Molecule: messenger RNA, 835 nt
Organism: Balearica regulorum gibbericeps (East African grey crowned-crane)
Lineage: Eukaryota; Metazoa; Chordata; Aves; Gruiformes; Gruidae
Source: RefSeq, a predicted model, not a curated record
AUGCUGGAGAGCUCUUCAGUCCUUUUGUUCAUUGUUCUGCUUUUCAUUUUGCUGCUCUUUGUGGUGCUCAUCAAGAAAAACGGCACUGCUGCCCUUAUCUGGAAUGAAAUAAUCCGGGAGAAAAUAACCAAUUUCAUCAUGAAUCAGAGCAAAGAACAGAGGAUUUUAAAUUUCGUGCUGCAGAAUGCAGUCCGAGGAGACCCCUGUAGUGUGAUGGACUCUAUAGAUAAGUACUGCUCCCAGAAGGAGUGGGCCAUGAAUGUGGGCAAUGAAAAAGGUUUAAUUCUAGACAAGACAGUGGAAGAAGUCAAUCCAUCAGUUGCACUGGAGCUGGGAACAUACUGUGGCUACUCAGCAGUUAGGAUUGCUCGGCUGCUGAAGGCAGGAGCUCGUCUUCUCACUGUGGAGUUCAACCCAGAAUUUGCUGCUAUAGCUAAACAGAUGAUUGAGUUUGCUGGAGUACAAGAUAAGGUAAAACUCCUAGAAGGCCCUUCGGAGGAAAUUAUCCCCCAGCUGAAGAAAAAAUAUGAAGUGGAUACUCUGGAUUUUGUCUUCCUGGACCACUGGAAAGAGAAAUACGCACCAGACACCAUCUUGCUUCAGGAAUGCAACUUGCUGAGGAAAGGCUCAGUUCUUCUGGCUGACAAUAUCAUCGUCCCAGGAGCUCCAGAAUUCCUUAAGUAUAUCCGCAACAACCCCCGUUUCCAAUGCACUAACUACCCAUCUCACCUGGAAUAUAUGAAAGUGGAAGAUGCUAUGGAAAAGGCUGUGUUUUUGGGAUAGAGCUAUUAAUACUCAACCUUUGUUUCAAAUUAUGUAAAUGCAACUACACAGG